This is a messenger RNA of Hemibagrus wyckioides, 1849 nucleotides long. It is a transcript of the gene alg5, whose product is annotated as ALG5 dolichyl-phosphate beta-glucosyltransferase. Gene Ontology annotation, cellular component: endoplasmic reticulum membrane. The transcript has 10 exons. The record is from RefSeq and is a predicted model, not a curated record. The coding region runs from base 225 to 1196 and encodes 323 amino acids. Lineage: Eukaryota; Metazoa; Chordata; Actinopteri; Siluriformes; Bagridae.
GAGUUCACUUCCGCAUAGGUGUUUUAGCUUGAGUGGAAGCGAACCGUCACAAUGGGGAGUUCAACUGCUCCUCCUCUUUAACACACACUCACUGGUGUGUCCUCAAUAGACUUAAACCUGAAUUUCGUGUUUUUUUUAAAUACUGUCGUAUGCAUGAAAAUUAUUAAGGAGUGCUUCCUGCCCACUGACACUUCCUCACUGUGCUCCUCACCCGGGAAUGGAGAAUGGAGUUUGGACUGUGUGAAUUAAUCCACACUUUAUUGGCCCUGGCUAUCUUCGUCUUGCUCUUGCUUGUUGUAAUCGCCCAUGUCACUGCUGGAAUGAUGGAUCUGAGGUGUGAUGAGAAGGAGAAGUACUUCCUCACUGCAGCGGGCCUGAAGGAGCCAUUCCCCAGUCUGUCUGAUCUUUCUUCACUGGAGCUCUCUGUGGUGGUGCCCUCCUACAAUGAGGAAUCCAGAUUGCCUGUUAUGAUGGAAGAAGCCAUGGAUUACCUUGAGAAAAGACGGAAGAAAAAUCCUUCAUUUUCCUAUGAGGUCAUUAUUGUUGAUGAUGGCAGCAAAGACAAAACCACAGAGGUCGGCUUAGGAUACACAAAGAAAUACGGGGAGGAUAAAGUGAGGGUACUAACACUAGUGAAGAACCGGGGCAAAGGGGGUGCUGUGCGCAUGGGGACUCUGCGCACUCGUGGACGUCUCAUCCUGAUGGCUGAUGCAGACGGAGCCACAAAGUUUGCUGACGUUGCGAAGCUGGAGGCUGGAUUACAGAAUCUCAGUCCAAAGCCGGAGAACAUGGCCAUCUCCUGCGGGUCCAGGGCUCACCUGGAAAAAGAAUCAGUGGCUCAGCGCUCUAUGUUCCGGACUUUCCUGAUGUACGGAUUCCACUUCUUGGUGUGGUUCUUCUGUGUCAAAGGGAUCAAGGACACGCAGUGUGGCUUUAAGCUCUUCACUCGUGAAGCAGCACUAAGGACAUUCAUCAGUCUGCACGUGGAACGCUGGGCAUUUGAUGUGGAGCUUCUGUACAUCGCUCAGUGCUUUAAAAUUCCUAUUGCUGAAGUGGCAGUCAACUGGACGGAGAUAGAAGGGUCUAAGCUAGUGCCGUUCUGGAGCUGGCUACAGAUGGGCAAAGACCUCAUCUUCAUCAGACUGCGUUACAUCACCGGUGCCUGGAGAUUGGAGUAUCCACGGAAAUCCCAGUAGGCCUAGCUGCUGUUGGUGUGUGGAUAUACAUGAGCAUGGUACAGUGUGUGCCAAUGUGUAACACCCACAAACAAUUGCUACAAGUGAUGCUGACAAACUGGUGCAGGUUGCAGUCUGUGAAUGAGAUUACUACAAACUGUGUAGUAGAUGCAAUCCCUUUUUAUUAUGUCAUGGUAUUGCCCAGGUGAACUGUUAUGUUGGUUUCUGAAUAAUGUGGUGGUUUUUAUUUGUAAAGAACUUGCUGAACAUGCACAGCCAAAUAAACAACCUUACAACCUUUGUGGCAUGAAAAAUGAAAUUCAUGGUUUAGACAACUUCCAAAUAUUCCAACACUUUAAUGUGCUGCUUAAGGAAAAUUUAAACAAUGUAUUUUGAAAUGUCAAUAUAUUUGCUUAUCUAAGGUUCUAAAGAAAUGUUUUCCAAAAUGUAUUGCACUGGCAUUGCAAAGUUAAGAGUAGUGUAAAUCAGCCAAACAUAUUCUUUGGAUUAAGUUUUAAGGUUCUUUGGAUGGUUUUUAGGGGUUCUAUUUUUUUUUUUAAUGUUUUCUAGGCAGCUCUUCUGUUGUAGGGACCUACAACAAUCCGAAUAAAAGAGACAGGACCCAAUGGGAGUAAACCCAAAUGCAUUAAUAAUAAAACCCGAAGUUCCAAACA